CUUUCCAUUUGCUUCAUCUGCCAUCUCUGUUAUGUCUUUUGUUUUGGUUUUGUUUAUUAACACAGAAAAGCUUCACUGGCCUGAGCAAGAACUUGCUAAGAAGUCUAUCCUAAAUACACAAGAAUCGCGGACUGUCGACAGCCAAAGAAGCGCCUCACACUUGUCCCCUGGAAUUCUAAAGGACAUUUUCACAACCGGAACCAGUAGCUAUAAUGUCCUACUGCAGAGCAAGGAGGAGAAAAGGCAUCAUUCGCAAAAACAGUCUUCCUCCAGCCACUCCAAAAGAUGUAGGAAGCCCAGCAAAUCUCCUAGCUCUUCUCGUAGCAAAGAUGCACGUAGGAUGAAACCCCCCGCGCCGGCGAUGAGCGGUGGCACUUGGUACUGCCUGGAGAGGAAGCCUGCUGUUUUUGUCACUGGUUCAGUGUCAAGUCCUGCUAAGUUUAUGCAUGAUAUCUCUGUUACAGGGAGCAGCAUAGUCCUGCCACCCAAACCCAAAAGCAAGGUCAGGCGGCACCACUUCUCCACUCAGCCAAAACCAAAGCAGCAGCAGCCACAGCUGUCUAGAAGCUUUGAGAAAGGAGAUGACGCCUCCGGAAAGAAAUUCUGUAUACUGACGGCCAUAAAGCCCACCAAUCUAGAGAAGGAAAAACUCAGAUUCUUCAGGUCUGACUAUACCUACAAUCCUCAGUUUGAAUAUGCCAAUCCUGCUCUGCCAAGUGUGUUGGCUAAGCACAGUCACGCCUCUGACCGAUUCCUUAGGCAGUCCAUCAAUAUCAUGGAGCUAACAUUACAAAAAUAUGGAAGCUACGAGAAGUUUGAGCAAGCCACUGGUGGCAGCUUGCUUUCCAAGCCUCGGAUCUGGAGUCAUGUCAGGAAAUACAUGGUGAAGGAAGGCUGCCUGGGAGAGAUUGUGGUUCAUCUCACCGAGGACCUGCUUUCCCGAGCUUCAAUGACCGUGGUAAAUGGAUGUCCCACACUGACCAUCAACGUUUCCACCGCACGUGAGCACUGGCUGGAGGGGAUGCUGAGGCAUGAAAUAGGCACUCACUAUUUUCGAGGUAUUAACAACCUCCAGCAACCCUGGAACAGUUGGACUGGCCGCAAGAAACACAAGCUUAAACCCAAUAAUCCCACAGAGGAGGGCCUGGCAAGUCUUCACAGUGUCCUGUUCAGAAAAGACCCCUUUUUAUGGAGGGCUGCCCUCCUCUACUAUACCGUGUACCAAGCCAGCCAGAUGUCCUUCUGUGAACUUUUUGAAGAUAUUGGCAAGUUUGUCAAGGAUCCCAGUACACGAUGGGAUUAUUGUGUACGAGCCAAGAGGGGGUGGACUGACACUUCCCAACCAGGGUGUUUCAGUAAAGACCAGGUGUACCUGGACGGAAUCCUUCAGAUCCUCCGAUACCGAGAGAGCAUCGACUUCCACCUGCUGACUGCCCUGGGCAAGGUCUCCUAUGAAGAUGUGGACCGCUUAAAAGAACUGGCAGUCACUGAAAACCUGAGGGUCCCUCAUUUCCUGCAGGACCACAGUCGCUACAUGGAACACUUAGAGAAGAUCAUGGAAGUGAAUGAACUGACUGACAGGGAACUGAAAGACCUCAUCUAGUGCUUAGCAUUCUUGCAAACAUAGCAAAACUAUACCUCUAUGUAUAUUACCAAUUAGGUGCAGUUGGCACCAAAAGAUUUAUAAAAGAAUGACUGUUUUGGCUUUUCUAAAGGAUGAUUUUCAGUAUUCAGUUGAAUUUUUAGAAUAAGUACAAACCUUGAGCUAUUUCCAUAGAAUGUGUCUAUAGACUACAGGGGGAAGUUGGUCCUGCUUCACCUGCAGCUCAGAGUACUGCUGCUGAGUG
Messenger RNA from Ochotona curzoniae (black-lipped pika), 1847 nucleotides. It is a transcript of the gene MATCAP2, whose product is annotated as KIAA0895 ortholog. The coding region runs from base 32 to 1603 and encodes 523 amino acids. The transcript is spliced from 6 exons. Lineage: Eukaryota; Metazoa; Chordata; Mammalia; Lagomorpha; Ochotonidae. The record is from RefSeq and is a predicted model, not a curated record.